GUAUGGAAAGAAGUAGUCGAACUGUAACUCGAAGUGAACACAUGGAUAAACACUCCUACAUGACAAAGCAGACAGGGAGUGAGCGCGCGACUGGAAAAUAGAAACAGCCGAACGUUUUUGGGAGAACAUAGAACUAUUUGGGCUAUAUCUUUUGCAUGCAACGUUGAUGCUGAGUUGCUGUAAACAAUUUCAGUCAACGUUGGUUCAUGUUUAGUUGCUGAAACAUCUACGUUUUUUUUUUUCCGCAAAGUGAACUUUUGAGAGUAUUUUUUCCUGCUGCGAACACAAAUAUAUGUAUUUAUCGAUAGAGCAUCAUUGCAGAAGCUUGAUAACGUUGAAGUGAGAGCACCAGCGGAUGUGAGGAGAGAGUGUUUUGAGAGAAUCAACCCCUUUUUCUUUCAAGCCUUCUGUUUCUUUUUGUUUGGUAAAACAGUAGAGAGAGCGAGAGAGAGAGAGAAAUAGGGAGAGAGAGAGAGAGAUAGAUAGAUAGAUAUAUAGAUAUACAGAGAGAGAGAGAGAGAGUCACAGGCAUUGGCGCUGCUUUCAUGCCGUCAGUCUCGCGGACCCUGAGAUGGACGUGAGAUUUUAUCCAGCACCCCCUUCAAGCGUGGGCUCAUGUACAUUACCAACUGAUUCAAGUUGCCUGACCUCUCUGGACUAUUAUCACUGCAACAAGAGCAGAUACGGUGUAUCAGGCGACCACAGCGUUCGACUCUACAGCUCCCUGCCCAUGCGCCCUAACCCCGACGGGAAGAGACUGCCCUCUGCUGGGUUUGAUGGUGACAACAUGUACAUGAAUGAAAAUAACCAGGAGUUCCUCUCCCCAAAUCAGAGCUAUUCCGGUCAGGGCGGAGGAGGCAAUGGGAACGGCGCAGGGGACGAGGACUACGAGAUUCCCCCCAUCACCCCUCCCAACCACCCCGAGCCCCCCUUGCUCCACCUGAUGGACCCUGAGUCGGGCUACCUGUGCCACUCCCUAGGGGCCCACCACAACGGCCUGCUCAACCCCUACUCCUACCCGGAGCUGCCUGCCCUCAUGAUGUCCAAUAUGCUGGCCCAAGAUGGCCACCUGCUCUCCAGCCAAAUGCCCUCGAUCCAGGAGAUGACUCGCCACGACGGCUCACAUUAUGACCUCAGCCUUCACAACCCCCAUCUGAUAAACAGGUCACCUAGGAUACUGUCCCACCACCCCAUGAGCGCAAUGUCCCAACUGAACUCUCAGGUUGGCCGGAGUGCACUUACCCAUGGUUCUCCCUCACCUCCCGGAAGUAAAUCAGCCACACCCUCUCCCUCGAGCUCUACACAGGAAGAGGAGAUCGAUUCCCACCAUAAGAUCACGGGCGAGAAGCGGCCAUCCUCGGAGAUGAUGAAGCCCAAGCCCAAACCGCAGAAGAAGAAGAAGAAAAAGGACCCCAACGAGCCGAACAAGCCUGUGUCAGCCUACGCCCUCUUCUUCAGGGACACCCAGGCGGCCAUUAAGGGCUCCAACCCCAACGCCACCUUCGGGGACGUGUCCAAGAUAGUGGCCUCCAUGUGGGAUAGCCUGGGGGAGGAGGCAAAACAGGGCUACAAGAGGAAAACAGAGGCUGCCAAGAAGGAGUACCUGAAAGCCCUGGCUGCGUACCGAGCCAGUCUGGUUUCCAAGACCUACAAUGACCCGGUGGAGACAAAAGGUGCCCAGACGAGCCAGCCUUCCUCCCACAUGAUGCCCCCCAAUCCGCCCCUGUACAGUGUGCCACCCCAGCCCUCCUCCCCGUACAGUCUGGGGCCGGGGGGAUUCCCCCUGUCGGACCUGCAGAGCUACGCUGGGGCGCCGCGUCAUGCACUUUCCCGGACCCUCAGCCAGUCCCAGAUGCUGCCCAGCAUUAGUGCCUCUCCCCCCUCCUCUUUCCAGAUCAGCCCACCCCUGCACCAACAGCUCUCCCUGCACCAGAGCUCCCUCCUCAACCAGCCAAUCCGCAUGCAGCACGGCCAGUCCCAGCCAAUCAUCUCCCACCAGAUGGGACUCCAGGCCUCCCUUCACUCACCACCUCCUGGACAGCAGGGAUUCUCCCACCUACAGUCUGAGUACCAGAAAAGUGUGGGUUCCCAGUCCCCGGCGGCCCCCAACCCUGGGGGUAGACAAAGCCACGAUUGGGACAGUGAAUACUGCGAUAGGGAGUGCGGUGGCAACCACUGCAGUGGCAGCAUGAUAGCUAGGGACAAGCCACUCUACCUCACUUGAAGCUGGAGGCCGCCGUCAACAAGAAAAGACACCAGGGAGUCAGCCCUCAACACCCCCCAACCACACACACCACCUCCCCGACCCAUCCCUCGCAACCCACCCACCCUUACCACCACCAAAA
This is a messenger RNA of Oncorhynchus gorbuscha (pink salmon), 2345 nucleotides long. Its product is annotated as TOX high mobility group box family member 2-like. Gene Ontology annotation, molecular function: chromatin DNA binding. The transcript has 10 exons. Lineage: Eukaryota; Metazoa; Chordata; Actinopteri; Salmoniformes; Salmonidae. Gene Ontology annotation, cellular component: nucleus. Gene Ontology annotation, biological process: regulation of transcription by RNA polymerase II. The coding region runs from base 572 to 2224 and encodes 550 amino acids. The record is from RefSeq and is a predicted model, not a curated record.